UGCAGGACUGAGUCCACAACAUAUCUCAUGAGUUAGCUAUAGCUAACAGCUAAUUGUGUUAGUUCACCUGCAUAUUUCAGAGGCAAAAUGCCUCGUUUUGCACAGUUAGUUAUGGGUCCUGCGGGCAGCGGGAAGAGCACCUACUGCUCCACUAUGGUCCAACAUAUGGAGGCUAUGAACCGCUCAGUUCAGGUGGUAAAUCUGGACCCGGCAGCUGAACACUUUGAUUACCCUGUGAUGGCAGACAUCCGUGAGCUCAUUCAGGUGGAUGAUGUGAUGGAGGAUGACUCUCUCAGGUUCGGUCCUAACGGAGGGUUGGUGUUCUGCAUGGAGUAUUUUGCUAAUAACUUUGACUGGCUGGAGGAAAGCCUAGGUCAUGUGGAGGAUGACUACAUACUGCUUGACUGUCCAGGUCAGAUUGAACUUUACACACACCUUCCUGUUAUGAAACAGCUGGUGGAGCAGCUUCAGCAGUGGGAGUUUCGGGUUUGUGGGGUCUUUCUGGUAGAUUCUCAGUUCAUGGUGGAGUCUUUUAAGUUCAUCUCAGGGGUCAUGGCUGCCCUGAGUGCCAUGGUGUCAUUAGAGAUCCCUCAAGUAAACAUCAUGACAAAAAUGGACCUGCUUAGCCCCAAAGCCAAGAAGGAAAUAGAAAAAUACCUGGACCCAGAUAUGUACUCAAUGAUGGAAGAUAACUCAGACACUAUCAAAAGCCCGAAGUUUAAGAAGUUGACAAAAGCCAUCUGUGGUCUGAUUGAUGACUACAGUAUGGUGAGGUUUUUGCCUUUUGACCGCACAGAUGAGGAAGGUAUUAACAUAGUGUUGCAACACAUUGACUUCUCUAUACAGUAUGGAGAGGAUCUGGAAUUCAAGGAACCAAAGGAAGUAGAUGAGGAACCCGCUAACCUGAACUAUGAUGAGCUUUUUCAAGGCAAGGUGGACAGCUGAAGCGCAAUCUAACAUUUCAGCCGAAACAGACUGUAUAUGCAUAUGUGUGAGAGUUUUUAUCAGACUGAUGAAGAACCAGAGGACACCAUUUCUGAAGGCUGAAAGUGAAUGUCAUGAACGACUGCAAGGACACAAAGGGAUGUAAACUGACUCUGCAGAUUAUAAAUAUUUUGGGUUAUAUAUGUUGACAUUUUUCUUUGCAUGGACUCAAGAAAUUUGAGGUUUAAUACAGUGUUAAGGUAUAAAGAGUUGUUAUUAAAUAGUUAUCAAUGCUAUUUUUGUAAAUAAAAUACAAAAAAUGUCACACUU
Messenger RNA from Sphaeramia orbicularis (orbiculate cardinalfish), 1254 nucleotides. It is a transcript of the gene gpn3, whose product is annotated as GPN-loop GTPase 3. Lineage: Eukaryota; Metazoa; Chordata; Actinopteri; Kurtiformes; Apogonidae. The transcript is spliced from 8 exons. The record is from RefSeq and is a predicted model, not a curated record. The coding region runs from base 88 to 945 and encodes 285 amino acids. Gene Ontology annotation, molecular function: GTPase activity.